Messenger RNA from Hyalella azteca, 3092 nucleotides. RefSeq names its product protein kinase C-binding protein NELL1-like. The record is from RefSeq and is a predicted model, not a curated record. Gene Ontology annotation, molecular function: calcium ion binding; protein binding. NCBI's taxonomy places the organism in Eukaryota, Metazoa, Arthropoda, Malacostraca, Amphipoda, Hyalellidae. The annotation marks the transcript as partial. The transcript has 18 exons.
AUGUCACAUGCCCACAGAGCUUGGCAGUACCCAUGCCACAUGCCACAGAGCUUGGCUGUACCCAUGCCACAUGCCCACAGAGCUUGGCUGUACCCAUGCCACAUGCCACAGAGCUUGGCUGUACCCAUGCCACGUGCCCACAGCGCUUGGCUGUACCCAUGCCACAUGCCCAAGCCAGGCGGCGCUGAAGGCUUCAUCGCCCUAGACAGCCACUAUCACGUCGACCUCAUCGAGGCCCUGCAGCUCUGGAAUACAACCUACCGCGGCCUCACCGUCAUCUCUGGGCCCAGGCCCUUCGCUCCUGCCAUCUUCUUGCAAGGUGAAGAACGUCUGCUACAGCUGCCAGACGCAGUGCGCGCUUCCACCUCCUCCAUCCUAGCCACCUCCAAAGAGUUCACCGUCAUGGCCACCAUCCAGCAGGAGGAGCGCAACGCUGGAACUAUUUUAUCUUUUUCUAAAGGCCUACAGCGACUUUUUGAACUGCAGUCUUCGGGCAGGAAAGACGAGCUUCGUCUGCAUUAUGUUCAUAACGGCAUGAUCCAUGUCGAGCUCUUCCCAUACCGCCUCGCCGACCGACGAUGGCACAAGGUGUCGGUGGUGGUGUCGGGGGGACAGCUCGAGGUGUGGGUGGACUGUCGUCGGGUGUUCCGUCGUCUCGUGCCGCCCCCCAUGACAGAUUUCUCUGUCUUGGACCACACCAAAGCGCCCCUAGAACCCCUUAUCUCUCCUGACGAAGAACUAGCUGACUCAUCAGACGCAGAGUCAGCAGUUCUGAGAAGUUUUAAAGCUGCUGACAUCAGCGCUGAUGUUAAGACCACAGCCCGGCCGGGUAUCCCUUUGGGGGAUUAUGGAGACGAGCCCAUUGUGCUGUACCUCGGCCAGAGGAACUCUAAACAUUUCCUUUUCAAGGUUCUGAUCGUUCGCAAAUGCAUGCGGGCCCUCUUCGCCGCCCUCGCUAACAGGGUGUCAGAGUCCGAGGCGCGUCUCGCUGCCGUGGAGUCGUGCGACUGCCAGAAGUCGUGCCGUGUCAACGAUACCGUGCGCCCCGACGGCGCCUCCUGGAAAACUGGCUGCGAGAUGUGCUCGUGUGUCCACGGCGAGGUGCUGUGCAGGCCGCUGCCCUGUCCUGCGGUGUCCUGCAGGAACCCUGUCUACACCUCCGGCCAGUGCUGUCCUGUCUGCCUCAAACAAUGCUCGCUGAAAGGCGAGGUAUACGAGCACGGAGAUACCGUGUCGCCACGACAGUGCGUGGACUGCGAGUGUCGUGAUGGUGCCAUGCAGUGCCGCCGUGUGGACCCCGACACGUCGUGUCCAGAACUGUCAUGUCCGCCAGACCAGCAGUUCUCAGAACCUGGCGAGUGCUGCAAGUUCUGUCCAGGAGUUGACUACUGCGCGGCUGGCAACACGUGUCAUGUCAACGCGACGUGUGUCAACCUCCAGACAUCGUACACGUGUCACUGUAAACGUGGCUUCCAGGGCGAUGGACGCAACUGUACCGACAUUGAUGAGUGUGACGCUGCCAGCGAGCAGGACGGUCAUUACUGCCAGCAACACGCAACCUGCCUCAACACUCCUGGCAGCUACAAGUGUGAGUGUGAAGUGGGUUACGUGCGUCAGGAUGUGAUUCAUGUGACCCAGGAUGUGACCCAAUCGAAAUGUGGCGACGGUUGCCACAACGGUGGCGUCUGUGUGGCGCCAGACCUGUGCGCCUGCCGCCGUGGCUUCACGGGCCCGUCCUGCGAGCGCGACGUGGAUGAGUGUGGCCUCGGCCUCCACAGGUGUGGUCCCCGGUCUCGCUGCGUGAACCUGCCGGGCUGGUACACUUGCGUGUGUCUGCCGGGCUACACAGCCCUCCUGUCGGACCACACACACGGUCUCGUGUGUACUGACGUGGAUGAAUGCAGCUCCAACAUCCACACAUGUCAGCCAAACGCGACCUGCACCAACACCCCUGGAGGCUUCCUGUGCACCUGCAACGGCACGGCACCUGCUGGGUCACCUGCCAGGUCACCUGCCAGGUCACCUGCCAGGUCACCUGCCGGGUCAUCUGCUGGGUCACCUGAUGGGGCACCUGCCAGGUCACCUGCUGGGUCAACUGCCGGGUCACCUGCCGGGGCACCUGCCGGGUCACCUGCCGGGGCACCUGCCGGGUCACCUGCCGGGGCACCUGCUAGGUCACCUGCUAGGUCACCUGACAGGUCAUUUGCUGACCUCAAAGUUCACGACGACAAACAGCAACUGGACGACAUUCCCGCUAUUCGGAACGCACCACGCAAUAACAACGAAUACAGGACAACGAACCACGCAUUCGUGGUCAAUGAAUCUUGCUCUCUCGGCUGCGUGUCCGAGGGGCGUGCCCGUGACGACGGGGAGAUGUGGACGCCCUCACACGCGCGGUGCUGGCAGUGUGUAUGUAACGAGGGGCGUGUGACGUGUGACAAGUUCCUGUGUGACUGCUCCAGUGCCCUCGUCGACCCUCAGUGUUGCCCUCACUGUGAUCCCAGGGCGUCCUGCCCCCACCAGCACCUGCCGCACGUCUCCUUCAGGAGUGGCCAGACCUGGAUAUAUGAGUGCCAGACCUGCGAGUGUCUCUUGGGGGAAGUGGACUGCAGGCCCAUGGAGUGCCCCGUGCCCCACUGUCCCUACCCCGUGAGGCAGCAUGGGGACUGUUGCUCCAGGUGUCCCGAGGCUGACCCGUGUGCCGUGGGCCCCGUGAAUGUCACGUCACCCGCGGGCCUCCCACAACCCUGUCACCUUCCCCCGUCUCUGUCAACACGUCGCCAGUACCCGUCAACUGACCAUGACUGUCUCGACUGUCGCUGUCAGGAGCCGUACUGCGGAACAAGCGACCUCCCUCCGCAUGCAUGGCACUCGUCGGGCUGGCGUGCGGACACCAGCGGCGCCAGAGCUCGGCAUGCUCAUGGUCCCGAGACUACUUUGGGUCCUGAGUCUUCUCUGGGUUGUGGACCUUCUCCGGACCUGGAUUCUGCUCUGGGUCCUGUGUCUCCUCUGAGUCCCGGGUCUGCUCUGGGUGCUGGAUCUCCUAUGGGUUCUGGGCCUGCUCUUGGCCUGGAUUCUGCUCUGGGUCCUGG